This is a messenger RNA of Moneuplotes crassus, 3993 nucleotides long. Lineage: Eukaryota; Ciliophora; Spirotrichea; Euplotida; Euplotidae. The record is from the annotation of a GenBank genome assembly.
UUAUGAUCUUGAGUACAAGGAAUUAUGUCUUUUCAUUGGCAAACAUUGUUUCUAGACUCAAUACUUAUAAGAAAUCUGUUGUGGUGCUUAAUGAAAUGAUUGCUCCAAAUUUUACACUAAGUAUCAGCCAGUCUACUUUCACCAAUGAUACUUUCACUAGAAUUCCAUGAAUGUCUUUCAAAGGAGUAAUACAGUUGAUACGUAUCAAUAAUGUUAAUGUUACUAAUUCUACUGGAAACAUUUAUGAGUUCACUCCCAUUCAGGCAGAUUUUAGACAAAUAUCAGAAAUUAGUAAGAUAUUUAAAUGACUCUUAUAGGUGACAGUACAUAUCAGCAGAUCCAAGCUGAUCAUGUCAUUUCUAUCUUUAAUGCAGCCCAGUUAACAUUGACAAGAAUCGAUUUCAAGUUUUGUUCUAGUUUCCAAAAUGGAGCUUCAAUCUUUGCAGGUUAUAAGAAUGUCAAUGUUAUUCUCCUAGACUGUGCUUUUGAAAAUAAUUUUGCUGUCUUUGGAGGAACAAUUUAUAGUGAAUAUGGCAAUGAAAUCUCUUGCAUUAAAUGUGGGUUUUAUAAUAAUACAGCUGUUCUGGGUGGAGCUGUUUAUCUCCUACAUGAUUCAAGUAUGAUACUCACAAAUGCUAUUUUUGAUAAAAACUGGGCAAUGUUAUAUCCAAUAAUGUAUCUUGGAUAUGCAAAGAAUUCAAUUAGCUCUUGAUCACUAUGUGAUAUAAAUUCAAAUAUCAUCCCUACUGAUGCUAGAGUUCAACUUCGGACUAAAUUAACUGGCUAUAGCACUCUUCAAGGACUAGUCGAUACUUACUCAGUGAAGCAAAAUGAUAAGGCUGCUAUUAAGCUUGAGAACGGGUACCUCAAGUUCAAUAUUACCAAAACAAUUAGCCAGAGCUAUUUCAUCAGUGCUAUCUCUGAUUCAAUCUUAUACAUUAACAAUUUAGAGUAUUUCGUGCCAUCAGAAAUCUCAACUAUUGUAAAUGUAGAGGCAUCCUUCUUGAGUAUUACAAACACAGAUUUUAAAACUUUACAGCUGGUUGGAGGCUCAAAUAUAUCCCCAGAAAAUAUUCCUUUCUUAUUUGAAGUCCUUGCUGGGUCAAGCUUUGCUCUAUCGCAAACUAAUUUUAGUUCAAUUGGAAUUCCGAUUCUAAAAUGUCAACGAAGUAAGAUGAAUAUAGAAUCUGUAAUUAUUGGAAGUAUUACUCAAAGCGGAACAAAUAUGAUAAUUACGAGGAACUGUGAUACUACUAUUACUGAUGUGAAUAUUACUAAUGCUUUGAUAUCUAAUAUUCCUAACCUAUUGUACAUUCAGCAAAACUCUGUGCUGAGUUUGGUAAACUCAAGAUUUACUAAUUUCAACGGAGGAUUAAUCGGACUGGGUGACUCCACCCUGAAUAUAAAGAACUCUACAAUAACAGCUUCUACACUUGUGGGAGGAAACAAACCGGAAUCUGGGAGAGCAGUAGAGGCUGAGGGCUCUAAUAUUGUAAUAGAAAACAGCACUCUUUCAUACUUAGAUUCUAGUGUAAAUGGAGGAGCCAUAUCUUUGACACAAUCAUUGAGUAAAAGAAAGAAUAAUCCAAAUUAUUUGACAAUCACAUCUUCUAAUUUCACAAAUAAUGUGAGUGCUCUAAGAGGAGGCUCUAUUUUUGCAGAAAAUGUUGAUGUUACAAUUGAAAAUUCUAUCCUCAAAUCUAGUAGUUCCCAGGACGGAGGAGCUAUAUAUUUAAGCUGUGACGUAAAUGCGGACCCAGGUUGUUCAUAUAAGCUUUCAAGUGUUCAAGCAACCCAAAAUACGGCAUCAAAAUAUGGCGGAGCUCUUUACACUGACAUGUUUAAACCAAAUAUUACUAAUUCUAUUUUUGAAGGUAAUACUGCUUCUACUUAUGGAACAGACUAUGCUGCAUAUCCUUUGGAGAUAAAGAUAAAUUCAGGAGAUUUAAUCUCAGUAGUUAGUGGGCAGACAGUUGGAGAUAUUCUUUCAUAUGUUGCAUAUGAUUUCUUUGAUCAAGUUGCAUUUAAUUUAGGUAACAAGCUAUCUUCUCUUCAGAUAAAUUCGUCUGAUAUUAGCUUACGUGAACAAUCAAGGGCCUCAUCAAACAACGGUGAAUUCAUAUUCACAAAUACAAUUAUUGUUGGUCUUCCUGGUACGAAUGGAACAUUGACUUUUCUGACCUCUGCGCUUGACUUAGACAAAUAUAAUAGGAUAUAUGGGACAAAUGCCAGCCAAAUUGUGAUUGAUUCACCUUUUGCCAUCAGAUAUUGCGACAGAGGAGAAGCUCAAGAGAACAAUAUUUGAGUGAAAUGUGCUCAAGGGACAUAUACACUGGAAGCAAACUCCUCAAGAUGCCUUAACUGCCCGAGUAAUGCUCACUGCCCGGGUGAAGAUGUGAUCCAGGUUGAUAAAGGCUACUGGAGAGCUUCAGUAAAUACUGACGUCAUUUAUGAGUGCCUUUGUGUCAGCGGGUGUCUCGGAGGUCAAGAAUCAACCUGAAGAGCUGGAUAUUAUGGCAGAUUAUGAAACGAAUGAGUCUUUAAUGAAACUAUGAAAUAUUCUCGGAGCAAAGUAUAUGAUUGAGCUGAGUGCCCUAGCAAUACCAUCAAUAUGAUCUACUUUGCUAUGUAUAUGUUAGGGACUUCCUGAUAUGUGGCCUUCUUGACUUAUAAUAACUAUAUCAAUGCGAUAAAAGAGAAGGACUCAACAGUGUUGGUCAGAAUUUUCACAAUGUAUAUGCAAAUUUAUGGAAUCAUUGCAAGUUUUGAUGCUACAAGUGGCUUAAUUUACAGUAUGGUCUCAUUCGUAUCAAUUGGAGGAGAAUCUUCAGGAAGAGCUCUAGUAUCUUUAGAUUGAAUCUUUCUCGAGCAAGGAAUCAGCCAAGACACUCUUUAUAUCAUGAAAUUAUUGAUAAUCUCUGUAUUCCCUAUCAUUGGAGGUUUGAUGGCAGGUGCGUUUUAUGGAAUAUUCUGGUGAAUUAGCAAGAAAUAUCGUCAUAUCAUGGGACGGCUUUAUAUCGUAACUUUAUGUGCUAUUUAUUACUUGAUGUACCCAACUAUUGUAAAUUUCACUGUAAAUCUCAUAAAUUGAGUGAAUAUUGAGGGUGAUAAUUGGCUGAAGCAAAACACAAAUAUUCAGUGUUGGACUGGAAGACAUAUAUUUUGGAUCAUAUUUGUAGGAGUACCCAUCUUCAUUAUUUGGAUAUUCGGUGUUCCCAUUACAAUCUUACUUACUCUCAGACGAAGAGAGAAGUAUCUGGAUGAAGAGAAGAACUUGAGAACUCUUGGGUUUUGGUACAUUGGACUUAAAAGAAAGACUCAUGAAACUGAAGAUAAUCAUUAUGAAAAGAAUGCAUAUUACUGGGAAUUCUUGAUGGAAUUUAGAAAAACUCUUCUAAUUACCAUCAACUCUAUAGGAUCAGCUAUUCAUCUUCGUCAUAGAGCUUUGCUGAUGCUUAUUGUUCUAUAUCUCACAUGUGUUCUGGUAUCAAAAAUUAAGCCAUAUAGGAAAGAAUAUCUCAACAAAGUGCAUUACAUUGCAGAUUUUGUUGCACUGGUGACCUUUGGUAUUGCAGUUGAGAUAGAGGAUUCAGGAUCAGAUACAAAGAUCAUAGUACUAUUCUGCCUCAUGAUCGCCCUCAAUAUCGCAUUCAUUGGUCUGUUUAUUUUCUACUAUGUUUCGUAUAAUAUCAAGGAUCGAAUAGAGAGGAUCAAGAAAGCCACAGAAGAAAGGGAGUAUAAAAAGAUGCUCGAAGAUAUCAAAAGAGAAGAGAUGCUCAGGAAUAGACUUGCUGAUGAUGAUGAGGACUAUAAUAUUGUUUAUAAGAGAAGAAAGCAUCUGAAAAAAUCAGAAAAUCUUUACAAGUACCAGAACGCUGAUAUCGACCUUGCUAAGAAUUAUAAAUCUAAAUUUGCGAAAGAGGAAGAUAAGAAAAAUCAUGACGUGUCAAGAAGUGAAACAAGUAUCCCAUUUUAUUAAGAUUCAAUCUCAAA